Linum tenue is the source of this 297-nucleotide messenger RNA. The record is from the annotation of a GenBank genome assembly. Lineage: Eukaryota; Viridiplantae; Streptophyta; Magnoliopsida; Malpighiales; Linaceae.
AUGAUGGUGGCAGUCGAGAUAAUGACAGGAAGUCUCUUCCAUGUUAACGUAGAAGACAAAGACAAUGCCAGAAUUGUCGAUCUCAAACGUGCAAUCGCAGCCCAGCAGAAGCUGCCCUUUGAUCGCAUGAUCCUGCUGCUUGGAGAUGGUCGUUGUAUAUCAGAUGAUGAGGAGGAUUUGACUAUGGCUGAAUGUGGGGUUGAUGAUGAUGGUUCCCGCGUUUAUCUUUUCUUCAAGCCCAUAGAUGACGGCUCCUCCCGUGACUUUAUUUUCACUUGGCCUGAGGCCUUCUUUUGA